Messenger RNA from Halichondria panicea, 4123 nucleotides. RefSeq names its product mitogen-activated protein kinase kinase kinase 15-like. Gene Ontology annotation, molecular function: protein binding; ATP binding; protein kinase activity. The record is from RefSeq and is a predicted model, not a curated record. The transcript is spliced from 28 exons. Lineage: Eukaryota; Metazoa; Porifera; Demospongiae; Suberitida; Halichondriidae. Gene Ontology annotation, biological process: MAPK cascade; protein phosphorylation. Bases 117 to 3965 code for a protein of 1282 amino acids.
GCUAUAGGGAGAGUCCCUUUCAAAGCAGCUCUGGGUUCAAAGGGUUCAAAGGGAGUUCUAAAAAAUUGAUUUUCAAGAUCCUGCAGACUCCUGGUUCAAGCAUUGGUUAAAGGAACAUGUCUUUGAAGCAUAAAUGGAAGUCUGCUACAAAGAAGUCGUCAGCCCUCAAGCGUCCACCUGAGACAGUGGUAGCCGUGUUUCCGGACACAAAGAAAGGCGAAAGAGCUUUCCAAGCUCUACAAGAUGCUCUGAAAGAACAUCAACAAUCUACCAUCGAGCGUCUUCCUUUUGAGAAACUCGAUUUCGGCGAUUUAGACAUGCUGGAAAAGUUCUACAGUGCUCCCGUGGUGGUGGUGGAUGUAACAGAGCGACAGUACGAAGCCUGCCUCUAUUAUCAGCUGGGGAUACGAGAAUCGUUUGGCAUGAAGCACAACAUAGUGACGUGUGUGGACCAACAAAACUCCUACACUGGAGGAAGGAAGGCGAGCAUCAUACCCACUGACCAGUCAAGCAGUACAUCCAGCUAUGGGUUUCUUGGUGGCAGUUUUACCUUUCUGGCCUACUUUGUGGACCCAGAUGGCCAUUGCAUGGUGAAUGAGGGGCACGACCCCACCCAUCCACAGAGAGUGCGUCUGGAGAAGAAACUUAAGAGUCUGAUCCAAGACAUUCACCUGGAUGUCAGGAAAAACUUCAAAGAGAUGUUCUUCAAGUCCUUGCAGCAGGUCCGAGAGUCUAAGAAAGGGGACGAGCUAAAAACGGAAUUGCAAAAGCUACGCCGGCUGAUUGAUUCUGACCCCAAACUGUUCACAACUGACGUCCUCCUCCGCUUGAUGCUCACCUACAGAGACAUACAGGACUAUGAAUCAAUGGUGGACCUGGCAGAAAGUAUUCCCGACCAUAAUCAAAUCCAGAAGGCACCAAUUCAAGUGCAGUACGCCUUCGCUCUCAAUCGGAGGAACAAGGAGAAGGACAGAGACAAAGCACUGGAGAUAUUAGAGAAGGUACUUGAGAACAAAGAGAACCAUGUGCCAGACUCACUCUGUCUCUGUGGCCGUAUAUACAAGGACAAGUUCGUUGAGUCAGAUCACUCGGACAUUGCCAGUCGAGACAAGGCUGUCCAGUGGUAUAGGAAAGGGUUUGAAGUGCAACCUAACGAGUACGCAGGCAUCAACCUGGCCACCCUCCUCGUCAUAUCUGGGAAGGACUUCUCUACUUGUCCUGAGCUCAGGAACAUCGGAAAUACUCUGAAUAUUUUGAUUGGACGCAAGGGCAACCUGGAGACGCAAACGGACUACUGGGCCGUGGCCACCUACUUUGAGAUCAGUGUUCUGGCUGAGAACUACCCGAGAGCGUGCGAGGCAGCUGAGUUCAUGUUCAAACUCAAGCCCCCUCUUUGGUACCUGAAGUCAACAGCCGGUAACAUCCAGCUCAUCAACUCACUUCGUAGCAGAGACUACGACUCCUCGGAUAAGCCGGAGGAGAAGCUGUUUGCCUUCUGGAUGGAGUUCUUUAUUGACGCCAACCGGACCGACUUCCCCUCCACACAGUUCCCAGUGCUUAUUCUGGAGCCAGACAAGGAGAAGAGGACUGGCUUUGUGUACAUUCCUAGCUACAUCACCUACCACGAGGGACAGACCAACAUCCACCCCGAGUCAUAUAUUCAGAUCUGGUAUUGCUCGUCCGAGCAAGUCCCAGGGACUACUAGUGAGUGGAGGUAUUCCCUCUCUUCUUUGAAGAACAUGAGCAUCAACAAGAGAGACGAGAGGGGACUGCUCCUCUAUGUAAUUGACAAGUUCGGAGAGGACUUCCAAUUCUUCUUCCCCUCCAGAGAGCUCUGCAAGAAAUUCACUGACUUGGUUCAGGACGGCCUGACAGAAGCUUCCUCCAGUGAGGGACGCGUGGUGAGCUUUGAUGACGACGAUGAAGACGAAGACGAGAUCCAGUAUGAGUACGAGCUGGACAACCGCGGGGAGAGGGUGGUGUUGGGACAGGGGUCCUUUGGCACUGUGUACUCAGCACUGGAGAAGAGCACACUCAAAAAGAUGGCUGUCAAAGAGAUAGUGAUGAAGAAUAAUGUAGAGGAUUCCGGGCACGCUCAGGCAACCCAGGAAGACAUCAAGCUUCAUCGCCACUUACACCACAAGAACAUAGUGCAGUACUAUGGGGCCACAACGGAGGACGGUGUGCUCAAGAUAUUCCUCGAGUUUGUCCCUGGAGGGUCACUGUCCUCCCUGCUCAAGGUCAAGUGGGGGGCCCUCACGGACGAGAACACCAUACGCCAUUACACCCGACAGAUCAUUCAGGGUAUCAAGUACCUCCACGACCAACGCAUAGUACAUCGUGACAUCAAGGGAGACAACGUCCUGGUCAAUAUGUACACAGGGGAGCUCAAGAUCGCUGAUUUUGGUACCUCCAAGAGACUGGUUGGACUGCAGAACUCGGCCAAGUCGUUCACAGGUACGAUGCAGUACAUGGCCCCUGAAGUGAUCAGAGCUGGCCUCAGAGGAUAUGGCCCUCCUGCUGACAUCUGGUCUCUUGGGUGCACUGUGGUUGAGAUGGCAACAGCUAAGCCACCCUUCACUGAGUUAGGGGCUCCUGAAGCAGCCAUCUUUAAGGUGGGCAUGUAUCACGAGCACCCAGAGAUGCCUGACUUCCUAUCAGAGACAGCUGUGGAGUUUAUCUUACUGUGUUUUGUGCCCAAUGCUGCUGAGAGAGCCACAGCUGAGGAGCUACUGGCACAUCACUUCUUGUCUACAAAGAAGAAAAAACUUCACAUGAACUCUGCACCGGAUCUAUUUCGAAGCAAAUCUAUGGCCGCCACUCAUGUGAUGCCUGACAUACCGUCCUCAGUGCGGUUCUCAUCAGCCGUGACCAUACCAGCACAGAAGAAGUCUCCCGUUUCUCCAGCCACUGCUGAUGGAGGAAAGAGACUGUCUCAACCAAUCAUGCCCCCUCUCCACGAGAGUGAGGCAAUUGAGGGCAAUGUUACCCAGAGCAACAGUGGAGUGUUCCUACCCGAGCCGGAGUUCAACCAGGUCAAGAUGCACGCACACAACCAAAUCAUCCUCACCAACGUCCUCACCUCAGAGAAAGAGAAGAUAUGUGACGACCUGUUAGAGCACGUCAAAGGUCAGCUGGACUCUCAGAAGGUGCACGUGACUCAGGAGCAGCUGGAGGAUAUUAUUGAUGCCGUCAUUGCAUUUACUAAACACGAGAAUGUCGAGGAAAUGGAGACUAUGUUAUAUGAACUCAGAAGAGAGUGUGUCAACGAGCAGCUACAGGCUCAGAUCGAGCAGGUCAUCUUCCACUUCCCAAACAUGGUGACAGCUGCCCACAAGCGUCGUGGCACAGCCCCUCACUGCAUCUUUGCCAUUGACAACCUUGUACGCAAGGCCACGAACAGUCUUCUCUCAAUAGUCUCACCAGACACGGCCACUCGACUGGGCAGCAUGGACGACCUGAUGAGCCUAGUGAGCUCAAAGAGCUCCUCCCCCUUACCCAACAGACACGCCUCCUCUACCAAGUCUGUGACGUGGUCCCAGGACAGCUACGACUCUGACAACCAGCUGUCUGAACUGAGACGGCAGCUCAAGGACGUGCAGCAAGAGAACAUUAGUCAUCUGCGAGAUCUGGUGAACGUGAGGAAGGACAUGAACAAAGUGCUGGAGAGCAGUGUGGAGGAACAGAGACUCCAUCUCGCUCAGGCGGAUAUAAACACCACUGAGGAGUCAAGAGCACCAACUGGAUGUGCUGGUGGAGAGGAGUUACCCCAGGACCUGGAGGAGUGGUUGGGUGGGUGUGGCAUAGACACACACACCAUGCUAAGGUUUGGCAUCGAGCAGGUGACACUGAACGAUGUGUUAUGUCACAUGACCCGGCAAGAUCUCGCAGACAUGAACUUAAAGAUAGGACCACGAUGUCGGGUAUGGGCCAAAGUCACACAACAUCGACAAUCAUUAUCAUAGCCAAACACUGACCCAAUAUCGCUUAUCGAUGUUUGUUUUUUGUUCGUCAUAAAUAAAUAGUAUGCCCCCUCAUCGUGCAUUUCUCUACACUGAUUAAUUUUUGUGCAACGGAAUCAUUGCUAUGGCUACACCUAAGAUGAUGAAACAGUAAUUGAUAA